AUGGCACGUCUAGCGGCAUGUGCUGUGCUUGCCGGCGCCGUCUCUGUGCAGGCGUUCCUUGCCCCUCCUCCUUCGCUUGCCCAGCGCUCUCCCACGGUCUCUCUGAGGAUGCACCAGACGCCGUCUCCCUCUCCUCGCGCAGCACCCGUCGCUGACUGCAAGGACCUCACCAAGGAUCCGAAACCUGUAACACGCAGAGCAGCAGCGCGGGUCAUUUCGCUGGGUCUGGGCCUCAGUCUCAUGGGCUCCCUUCCUGUGAGAGCAGCUGACGCCCCUCCACAAACUUCGCCGGCAGAGGAUCAGCUCCCGCAGAUUUCACUCGACAAGUUUUACGAGCUCCUCCGGGACCAGAAGGUGGAACUGGUGGAGUUUGACGGGCCUCUGUUCCAGAAAGCUGUGGUUACCUCGGAGGGGAAGCAGUACUUGAUAGGAGAGGGGUAUCCAAAGGAGUCUUCCUUCAGCCCCCAGGGCCCGCUACAGGUGGUGGGUAAGAUCAAGAACGAGAUGAAAGCAGGAAACCCCGUGCAGUGGAGGUGGAAGGGGGGAAGCGCUUUCAAGAAGCGAUCCAGCGAUGAGCAAGACGCGAAGAGCAAGGAGAAUGCUGAGGCCAAGAGCAAAGCCUCCUCCCAGCCCUUCAAGUUUUCCCUUCCCCUGCCUCCCAAGAACCUGUAG
Guillardia theta CCMP2712 is the source of this 672-nucleotide messenger RNA. RefSeq lists its product as hypothetical. The record is from RefSeq and is a predicted model, not a curated record. The transcript is spliced from 2 exons. Bases 1 to 672 code for a protein of 223 amino acids. NCBI's taxonomy places the organism in Eukaryota, Cryptophyceae, Pyrenomonadales, Geminigeraceae.